Aureobasidium namibiae CBS 147.97 is the source of this 1371-nucleotide messenger RNA. Its product is annotated as ATG16-domain-containing protein. The record is from RefSeq and is a predicted model, not a curated record. NCBI's taxonomy places the organism in Eukaryota, Fungi, Ascomycota, Dothideomycetes, Dothideales, Saccotheciaceae. The transcript is spliced from 4 exons. The coding region runs from base 1 to 1371 and encodes 456 amino acids.
AUGGUGGAUCCUUCCAACAGCCGUCAUAUUACACAAGUCUUCAAUUUGCACCACGACCUAUACUUGCCCAGCGACAUGUCAUCUCGAACGUACUGGAUCAACUCACAAAUCGCAGUGGAUGAUCGAGCUCUAGCGGCGGGCGAUGGCUGCCACCGCGAAGAGGCCAAAGCUCUGGACGAUUAUCUCUCUAACGAUCUGACUGUACAAGAAGCUGCAGAGAGAAUUGUAUCAUUCGUCCUCGGAGAAGCAGACCCUGCCUCUGAGCUGUACCGACUCUGGAGCUUAUUAUCUGAUGCACUAGUGGAGCUGACAGACAAUCGCCAAAAGAUACUCGAACUUCUUGCUGCCAUGCAGUCGUUGCCCUCAGACGCAUGCAUCGAUUGGUCUCAGCUGGCUGACUUUGGCGUUGUGUGGAGUGACCUCAACCGCCUACACCUCCACGGUCCAGAUCCAUGGGAGAAGCAGAGCUGGACUGAUGACAGGAGAGCCGAGCUAUGUCAUCACUUCAAGACCGUUGGGAGAAUCGAGGCUGAGAUGUUUCUUCGUGGCUUGGGUGGUGUCACUGCAGACUGGGGAUACGAGGUGAUCAACUUGAGUCUGCCGCUAGAGGAGACUAGAAGCUAUACAAGGCCGGUGCUCGGUGCGAGAAACGGAUUGCAGCAGGCUGUAACUUGUACUAUGUGUGAGCACUGGCAAACAUGGAAGGAAGCAUUAUUGGAGCUUGGUGGAGAUCGGAGUCCGCUCUCGGCAGAAAGCAGAAACAUAGCAGCUCUCUCGCAUCCAGCAACCUUGCAAGUACAGACACCACAAUGUGAAAUGGCCGACUGGAGCACGCUCUACCUCGCGGCUCUGGAUGUCCGCGAUAGACGCGAAUUUACACACAAAUCAUGUAUCGAUGCCUACACCCGUCUCGCCGACCGUAAGAGCACCGCUCCAGCUUCUGCAAUCCCUGGAACCACUCCCGCCAUCUCUUCAGACCAAGCCAGUAAUGAUGAGAUCAACCGUCUGCGUCAAGAUCUGAGCACCACCCAAGCCGCCCGCUCAGCCCUCAGCACCCAACUCCUCGCAUCUCAAACCACAAGUGCCUCUCUCACCACCUCCAACGCCACCUUAACCCAACAACUCACCUCCGUACACCGUCAACUCGCCUUCCUCGAGCGCAAACUCAAAGACCGCGAUGAAGAGCUCAGAGAAAAGAAGAAACUUGCCGAGAACGUGCAGGAUGAGGUUGUGGCGCUGACGAUACAGUUGAACGCUGUGGACAGAGAGAAAGAAAAGUUGAAGGGUGACAAUGCAGAGCUGGUGCGGAGAUGGAUGGAGAGGAUGAGGUCGGAAGUUGAGAGGACGAAUCGUGAGAGUGGGUGGGAGUGA